Saccharomyces paradoxus is the source of this 1347-nucleotide messenger RNA. RefSeq names its product putative DNA-dependent ATPase RAD57 (gene RAD57). The coding region runs from base 1 to 1347 and encodes 448 amino acids. Gene Ontology annotation, molecular function: ATP binding; DNA strand exchange activity; single-stranded DNA binding. Gene Ontology annotation, biological process: DNA strand invasion; DNA repair; mitotic recombination. The record is from RefSeq and is a predicted model, not a curated record. NCBI's taxonomy places the organism in Eukaryota, Fungi, Ascomycota, Saccharomycetes, Saccharomycetales, Saccharomycetaceae. The transcript has a single exon.
AUGGACCUUUACGAUGAAUUGCCGGAAAGUAAACUCCUUUAUGAUGAAGAAUUUUUCUAUCUUUUGGAUGCAGUAAAGCAGAAUGGCGUCUGCGUCGUAGAUUUUUUAACACUCACUCCGAAGGAAUUGGCAAGGCUCAUACAGAGGUCAAUAAAUGAGGUUUUUAGGUUUCAGCAAUUCCUUGUUCAUGAAUAUAAUGAAAAGUAUUUAGAAAUAUGUGAAAAUAACUCUAUCAGCCCAGAUGACGGUCCUAAGUGUUUCACAACCGCUGAUGUAGCUAUGGAUGAAUUGUUAGGUGGAGGAAUUUUCACACAUGGCAUUACAGAAAUAUUCGGAGAGAGCUCUACCGGUAAAUCUCAACUACUCAUGCAGCUGGCCCUAAGUGUCCAACUUUCUGAAUCUGCAGGGGGCCUUGGCGGGAAAUGUGUAUACAUUACCACAGAAGGUGAUUUACCAACUCAGAGAUUGGAAAGUAUGCUAUCGUCUAGGCCCGCUUAUGAAAAAUUAGGUAUCACACAGUCCAAUAUUUUUACGGUUAGCUGUAACGACUUGAUAAAUCAAGAACAUAUAAUCAAUGUUCAGUUACCUAUCUUAUUAGAGAGAUCUAAGGGUUCCAUAAAAUUGGUCAUAAUAGAUUCAAUUUCUCAUCAUUUGAGAGUGGAGCUUCAGAAUAAGUCCUUCAGAGAAUCGCAAGAAAAUAAAAAUUAUUUGGAUAGGAUGGCAGAAAAGCUUCAAAUACUGGCACACGAUUAUUCAUUAUCCGUCGUAGUAGCUAACCAAGUUGGGGAUAAACCAUUGACGAAUAGUUCAGCGGCACAUAAGGCAUAUGUAACUGAUUACGAUUACCAGUUAGGCUGGUUAGUUGGCUGGAAAAACUCAACCAUCCUUUAUCGGCAGAUGAAUUCGCUGCUUGGAGCAAACUCCAAUAACGAUGAAAUUCUCUCAGACGAUGAAGAUUAUAUGCUAAUCGAGAGAGUUAUGAACACCGUCAAUGACCGGGGUUAUGAAUUUUCUUCGCAAAACAAGAACCACCCCAUAACUGAAAAUAGAACCUUGGGGCGACAUCCAUUAAGCCUUCUUAAUCAACAGAAUAAAAAACGAAAAUUUGACUAUCGUGUCCCCAAUCUUGGUUUAACUUGGUCCAAUCACGUUUCAACACGUAUAUUACUUCAAAAAUCUUUCAAGGCUUCAACAAUAAUUCAAAGAGGUGAGGCUCAUCUUUAUAAGGGAAGUGAUUCGGCAAGCUUCUGGCAAGUUAAAAGGACGAUGAAAGUGGUGUAUUCCACCUUCGCUAAACCUGGACAAAUCGCAUAUUUAAUUACCAAAAGAGGGAUAGAAGCAGCUUGA